CGUCCGCCGUGACAUCCACUCCUUAACCUCCAAAGCAUAACUCGCGAUGGACUCCACGGAUCUUCUUUCGUCCUUCAGCUACGAUGUCGAACUGUCUUCCGUCUCCUUUCAUUACUCUCGCUGGGAUCCACAACCUGCGACCUCUACCCACCCUUGAAUUACCCCACCACCCCGCCUCGUCGCGCUCAAACCCAAUCACUCUCAAGCCAAGUACAAUAUGGCGUUCUGCAGAGCCUUACAAGGCCGAUCCCGAGGAGUUAAAGAAGCUGGGUAUCAAGUAUGUGUUUGACCUGCGCAGCAAGCCAGAGUUCGAUAUGGCCGAGCAUGGCCUAGGAUGGGCUGCGCAUCCCGCUGAGGGUAUUGAACGGAUCUGGGUUCCAAUUUUCGAGGAUGAGGGCUACAACCCAGAGAGAUUGGCGGAGAGAUUCAUGAAGUACAUGAGCGAGGGCAAAAAGGGCUUUCCCCAAGCAUAUCUCGAAUUCCUCCUUGCGGCCGGACCUGCAUAUGCGAGGAUAUUCUCACAGCUUGCCUCCGACUCAUCGACUGGCAUCCUCGUGCACUGCACUGCGGGCAAAGACCGUACGGGUGUCUUCGUUGCGCUGCUUCUCUCACUUCUCGGCGCGACCGAUGAUGCCAUUGCUGAUGAAUAUGCGCUCACUGAUAUCGGCCUCGCAGAGCUGCGCCCGGGCUAUGAGGCGACGAUCUGGAAGAAUCUGCAAGCGCGAAAUCCGGAACUUGUGAAAGAAAAGGGACCGGAGAAGGCGCUGGAAGGCGUGCGGAGGAGUACUGGGUCGCAGAGGGAGAAUAUGUUAUGGACGUUGGAACUGUUGAAGGAGCGGUGGGAGAGUGCGGAGGGGUGGCUGAGGAAGGAGUGUGGGUUUUCAGGUGAGCAAAUCAUGGCUUUGAGGGAGGGUCUAACAAUGGAUGGAGAUGCGAAGGCAAGUUUGCUUUAAAGUGGAAAGGCCGAUUUGAUAUAAAUACAUGCGCCCAAGUGUAUAUACCUUGUAGGAGUACAUUAAUGCGGACUUUACUGCAACAAGGCCUGGUUUUGCAUCUCCCAUUCCAUAUUUCCGAGUCCGAGAGACCAUACAUUGUUUAACAUAGUGUGACGUUGUGCUCUGCUUCACUUGUACGAUACAAUGCACGUGAAAUGGGAAAUUAUCGUAGCUCAAAUGCAC
Molecule: messenger RNA, 1178 nt
Organism: Pseudovirgaria hyperparasitica
Lineage: Eukaryota; Fungi; Ascomycota; Dothideomycetes; Acrospermales; Acrospermaceae
Product: tyrosine protein phosphatase 5
Exons: 2
Coding region: 84-953 (289 amino acids)
Biological process (GO): dephosphorylation
Molecular function (GO): phosphoprotein phosphatase activity
Source: RefSeq, a predicted model, not a curated record